Penicillium daleae is the source of this 1179-nucleotide messenger RNA. Its product is annotated as FAD-dependent oxidoreductase. Bases 1 to 1179 code for a protein of 392 amino acids. The record is from RefSeq and is a predicted model, not a curated record. Gene Ontology annotation, molecular function: FAD binding. The transcript has 3 exons. NCBI's taxonomy places the organism in Eukaryota, Fungi, Ascomycota, Eurotiomycetes, Eurotiales, Aspergillaceae.
AUGGAUCCCGUGCUUAUCGUCGGUGCUGGCAUUGUCGGCUUGACUCUGGGCCAGGCACUAAAACAGAAGAACAUUCCCUUUGAGAUCUACGAGCGCGAUGCCACGCCCGAUGCCCGCGGUCAGGGAUGGGCUAUCACGCUGCACUGGGCAUUGGAGUAUAUGUGGAAGAUGUUGCCUCAAGAGACCCUCGCCCGCAUUCAAGCCGUCCAGGUGGAUCCGGACGUGGCCCGGAAUGACAAUGGCAACUUCCUCUUCAUCAAUCUCGAGACCGGGGAACCCAAAUAUAAGAUUCCCCCAACACGUCGGGCACUGCUGCAGGGAAUUGAGGAACAUGUCCACUGGGGCCGACGAGUGGUCAGCCUCACCUUGCCAACCGACUCGGAGAAGGUGCAGCUGGUGUUUGAAGAUCAGACAACAGUCACAGGCCGCAUCGUAGUCGGCGUGGAGGGCAGCCGGUCGGUGGUGCGGCAAGUUCUGCGCCCGGAUGCAUUCAACAACUCCCCUCUGAACAUCAACUUCACCGGAGUCGCCGUGGACUUGACUCCGGACCAGAUCGAGCCCUUGCGGGCGAUGGAUCCCUUGCUCUUCCAGGGCUGCCAUCCACCCACGGGGGUCUUUUUCUGGUUCUCCAUGCUAGAAACACCCCAAGUGAAUGGCACAGCAGGAACAACAGAGGAACGGUAUCGAGCGCAAAUAUGCAUGUCCUGGCCAGUUCGAGGGCCGGGAGAUGAGAUCGCCGGAACCGAUGAAGAUCGCCUGGCCAAUAUGAAACGCCGUACCCAAGGAUUUGUGCCUUUCUUGCGAGAGUCAGUAGAGCGCAUUCCAGAGGGCACGCCCGUCACGGAAAUCAAAUUGGCAGAUUGGGAGUGCCUAUCCUGGGAUAACCAUGCGGGUCGAGUCACUUUGGCUGGUGAUGCUGCUCACGCGAUGACAAUGUACCGAGGAGAAGCGGCGAACCACGGCAUACUUGAUGCAUACCACCUGAUGGAAGCCAUUGUAAAGAUCUACGCUGGCUCAGCAACGCCAUCGGUCGCCAUCGACGAGUUUGAGAAAGAAAUGAGGACCCGAACUAGUCGCGCCGUGCGUUUGAGUCGGCAGGCGUGUGUAGAUGCACACGACUGGAGCCGACUGGAUGAGACCUCUGCCAUUUUAACGAAGAGGGCCAUUGUCGGGGAAUGA